AUGUUGGUUGGAGAUGACACUCCAAUGUUGGCAUAUUUUGGAACUUCCAAAUCUUCUAGCAUCUCAAGAGCGUCUGGUGAGUUCUUGGUUGGCAUUUCAACCACUGCUUUAGCUUUUCCAUCUCCUGAAAUGGCAGAUUCACAGGGUUUGCCAAUUCAUCAUUCUGUCUCCGAUGUUGUUACCAAGAAGGAAAUGGCACUCUAUGGUAAGCCACCUGCACAGAAAGCUGUUCAUCUCAUACCUCUUGUGCUUAUCUUUUGUGGUUUUGUUCUUUGGAUUUUCUCUCACCAGUGA
Messenger RNA from Sphenostylis stenocarpa, 294 nucleotides. The record is from the annotation of a GenBank genome assembly. NCBI's taxonomy places the organism in Eukaryota, Viridiplantae, Streptophyta, Magnoliopsida, Fabales, Fabaceae.